Laetiporus sulphureus 93-53 is the source of this 504-nucleotide messenger RNA. RefSeq lists its product as uncharacterized. The transcript is spliced from 3 exons. The record is from RefSeq and is a predicted model, not a curated record. The coding region runs from base 251 to 454 and encodes 67 amino acids. NCBI's taxonomy places the organism in Eukaryota, Fungi, Basidiomycota, Agaricomycetes, Polyporales, Laetiporaceae.
GGUGGUGAUGUGCACCGAUAGUGGGGGCGGAUCUCAGAGGAAAGCAAACCUUGACAUACCAACAGGAGACAAUUCGCGCAGCGGACGCCUGUAAAACGCCGUGUAUUCCGUGAAGAAGCUGGACCGGCCACUAGGGUCGCGGCAAUUAGCCAUGACGGGAUGGGGACCCGAGUGCUGCUCCACGCCUGCGGAGCCGUUCUGGAGAGUGUGCUGAGCUCCUCAGCAAUAUAUAAGGGCCUCGUUCAAUGGCAUGUCUCCCCAGUCCUUGAGACAGAUCAACUACAUCACUACAUCCUCCUACCGCCUCUACUCACACAAUCUAAACUCUGCAUACGAAUCCAUACUCACUUCAUCUGUUACUCAGGACACCGUGAAGUGCGCUAACGUCGAAGCCAACGGCGGCACCUGCUCCUGGCCGACAUGCGGCUGCGCUGAGCCCCCCAAGAGCAAGUGAUUGUCAGGAAGCCUAGUACCGCUGCUGAGCCUUUGACAGGCAAGCAGCGA